Messenger RNA from Dreissena polymorpha, 4661 nucleotides. RefSeq lists its product as uncharacterized. The transcript is spliced from 13 exons. Gene Ontology annotation, biological process: urea transmembrane transport. The record is from RefSeq and is a predicted model, not a curated record. Gene Ontology annotation, molecular function: urea transmembrane transporter activity. Bases 260 to 2551 code for a protein of 763 amino acids. Gene Ontology annotation, cellular component: plasma membrane. NCBI's taxonomy places the organism in Eukaryota, Metazoa, Mollusca, Bivalvia, Myida, Dreissenidae.
GUUGCCAACGCAACCUAUAUUUUACUGCCUCUGAUAAUUAGAACAAAGCGAUUAAACUACAUACACGUUUACGAUGUAUGCGCUUAAGGGUUUAGGCUUUAGUUUAUUUAAACACGAGCUUUUAGUUUAUACAAUUACGACAUUAAUAAAGAAACAAAACAGUGUAAGUGACCGGACUUGAUUAUUUUUGUGCGUUUAAAUCGGCGUUGGUGACACAUAGGAAGAUAUAAAGACGUCGCGAAAAGUUAUACUGAUUACCAUGGCAACGGUUUCGCAAGUCGUCUCGCCCACUACAGGGUCAAGUGAGUGCCCGCCCUCCGCCAACCACUCUGGACAUGCCGUUUAUGGGUCUAUACCUCCCGUGUUUGAGCGCCAAGAGGCGGCAUUGCUAAUGAUCCUUGGUUUUGGAGGCGUGUCCGUACUCCUGGCGCUGUUGCACAGACAGGUUCGGAAGCGCGUCUUCCAUGAUGACAACAACGUGGACACGGCGUUCGACGCCGGCGGCCGUGUGAGCACCAGCCUGACCGCCGUCACUGUGGCAUCGCAAUUCCUGUGGCCCGGCGACAUCCUCCAGAGCUCAACAAUCACCGUCAAGACUGGUAUAUCCGGUCCGCUGUGGUACACGGUCGGGGCCGUAAUGAAUAUUGCCCUAUUUCCGAUAGUGUCUGUAUACCUGAAAACGAGAGCACCGGGCGCUAAAACCUACCUCCAGAUAAUGUACGCGCGUUACGGGCGUGCGGCACACAUCCUGUUCGUGGUGAUGGCUCUGAUGGUGAACCUGUGUGUGAUCGCCGUCCUCAUCGUCGCCGGCGUGAGCACCAUCAAGGCCGCCACCGUCGACGCUUCCGACGAGUUCUGCGUCGUCAUCAUCGCCGUCCUGUUUGGAUCUUACUCUUUCAUAGGUGGCCUAGGAACAACAUUCUACGUGUCGUAUUUCAACGCCGUUCUGACGUUCUCGAUACUGAUUGCACUCAACAUAAAGAUAUUGUACUCGUCAGAUUCCACAACGGGUGGCGGUAACAUUAAGAACCUGUAUGCACACAUUCAAUGCUUGCAAGGGCCGACAGGGAACGAGAAUAGGAGCUAUUUGACAUUCUGGUCAGAGAACGGAUUCGUGUACGCCUUCAUGGGGCUGUGUGUGAGCGCCUCGAUCACCUACUGCGACCAGGCCGCCUGGCAGAGCCGCAUCGCCGCAAAGCCGCUACAGGGCGUCCUCGGCUUCCUCAUCGCCGCCUUUAUCUGGUUCGCCAUCCCCAUAUCCAUCUCUACUUCCGCUGGGCUCGCUUAUAUCGCCAUGGCCGCCACCAACACGACGAGCGUUCUGUCGCCGUCCGAUAUCGACGAAGGCCUCGUGACGCCGUUCAUGGCGGAGCGGUUGCUAGGAGGCAUGGGCAGCGUGCUUAUCCUCACCAUGAUCGCCAUGACCCUGAUGAGCACGGGCUCUGGCGAGGUGAUGGCGGUCUCCUCCAUCAUCGUGUACGACAUCUACCAAAUCUACGUACACCCGUUCAGAAAAGAUCAGGACGCUCAUUCGUGCAUAUUGUGUGGGAAGACGCGACCUGUUGAUGGCGCUGACGAGGAUUCAAGCAAGUGCUACUGUCCGGGCGUGCUGACCUGUGAUCCCUGUCGGCGUGACCUCGAGUCAUCCACCGAGCGAAAGGAAGGCAGUAACUAUGAACACAAGCAUUAUACGUGUCCGCAUCACGGGCUGUACAGACAGUACCAGCAGGACAUGCUGUCCUACAAGAGCUGGUGCAUCCUCUGGGUCACUGUUGCGAUCGUGCCGCUAGGUAUUGCCGUACAGAUGAGCGGUUUGAAGCUGAACUGGACAAUGCUGAACGGCUUCGUGCUCACGCUGCCCUGCUUCCCCGUCGUCGUGCUGUCUAUAUUUUGGAGCAAAACCACAGGGCACGGCGUCAUUGCCGGGGCUGUGUGUGGCAUGCUGGGCGGUGUGGGGGCGCUGCUCGGCACCGCCUCCACGUACCCGGGCGGCCUUCAGCUCUUCCAGAAGAACACCUCUGAGAACUUGUGUGUCAUGGCAGGCGCCGGCACUAGCAUUGGUUUGAGUGUUAUAGUCUGUUUUGUCGUAUCAUUGAUCACGCACAAAAUACACACUGAUGCAGACGUUGAAAACGAAUGGCGUAAGCUCCGUGAUAUUGACAACCCUCUGCACCCCUGGUCCGAGCUGUACACGGAGGACAUUCCCGACCUGGCGGUCGGAGAAAGGCCGAGCGUAAAGCAGCUUGAGCAAGCGUUCGGCAGGGCCCGCCUCGCCGCUUACAUCGGCGGACUUGCCACCCUCGUGCUGUGCGUGGGAUUGGUUCCGGGCGUUAUGCUUAGUUUGCACGUGCUCAGCGAGACGCAGUUCACGGUGUGGACACAUGUUUUGCAGUGGUUUUGCUUCGCUAUGGCGGCAGUUGUGGUUGUUGCGGCACCGGUCGAAGAGGUUGUUCAAGUGGUGCGAAGAGUGAGAGCUAAUAAUAGCGAGCGACGCCAGAAGGAAACCGCAAAUAGCGCGUACAAUUUGAAGACAAUUAACAGUGCGGAUUAGACAUAAGUACGUGCUUAACAAAGAUUCACAAAAUGUUCAUAACGAUACACUGCAUUUAUAUGCAAAAUAAAACAAAGUGCAAUUACUGAAGAUGUUCUUAUCCCCGCGUACCGUUUAUGCACAGAAUGGGUUUUAAAUUAGUGCUGAAUUUUGACCAUGAUGUCGAUGUAUGACUUUGACUUUGAAAGUAGCCAUGUUGUUUUAAGGCGCAAGACGCACAAUGCCAUCUAUGUCAACUCGUGUGUUACACUGUUGAAAAAAUCAAACUAAACAAAACAACGUUACAUGUGUGCUUAGUUAUUUCAAAAGCAUUCAACGUAUACGUCAAAAUCAAGCCAAAUCGCGACACAGGACGCUGUGCUUGAAAAGACAUAUGCCACACGUUGAUGCCUUGAUGAAUAAUCAUAAGUGGAAACUGUGUAAUUACCAAAGUGGUGAAGCAGGAAAGAUGCACUCUUGUUCACCAAGCAAUUUUAAAAUAUUCACAGUCCCAAGUAGGUCAAGGUCAAUGUAGAGUUGGGUGAUAUUGUAUCAAAUUACAAAGAUUUCAAGCAGUCCGUGUUGGUGCCAGACGGAACGUACGUUCGUGUUAACCUGCAAAAAAAGGCGGUUUGAAUGAUUUUUAAGUUAAAGUAAAACUCAAUUGCGGUUAGAUGCCAUGUGUAGAUUCUGAUGGUCAUAAGGAAUAUAAUUAUGUAAACGUAUCCAUGUGAUGCAAUGAGUGGCGCUUGUGCUAGCAGGCAAUACGGUGAAUGUGAUUUAACCAUGAAAUACACAGUUACUAAUUCAACAUUUGAAUUAUUUUAAUCCAAAUAUAUGUCAAGGGAAAAAUAUUGUUGCAUGAUGUUGGUGAAUAGUAAACAGACGUAGGCAUCACCUGUUCAAGUAUCAAUGAGUUGAAGCAAGCGGUGUUGGAAUUCGACUACCGGUAAACGGAUACGAGCUACCUGAUGACAAUUACGUUAACACGAGAACUUUUGACUCACGUGAAUAAAAUGCAAUUUGCACCUCAUUUAAUAAGGGUAUUAUUUCACUUGAAGAGCAAUUUUGACUGCAGAAAAACUUAAAUCAAUAUUAAAGAUGUUCAGUUUCCGGAGAUGUUAUAUAUGUUCGUUCUAUAUGCAAACUGAACAUUAAUUUUAUUGAAACUAGUUUACAUUAGUGUUACUAAAUGUGAAUUACAUGGAAAAUCUAUGUAGGUGACCAUUAUAUAUAAUGAUGCGUGCUUGGUAUGAAAUCUCUGACUCGUGCAGUUACCAAAGGUAUUUGAAAAAUAUUAUUUCUAUAUAGAAACCACGUGGCCACUUGGGCGUUGCCGGAUGCGGUAUGUGCAAGAUUCGUGACUGUGUUGGCAUGAUAAGAUUUCGAGUUUUUUUGAUGCAGCAGACAGCAGGAGAUUCCAAGGAUGACAAUUGGCGACCAUGUGCUCGGAGAGAAAGAGGCAACUACUGUUGACAAUGUGAUUGAUGCGAAACAUAAUACACCUAGACACAGCAUGUGAGAUAACAAAUACGUGACAACCGGAGAUGAGCGUGGGGGGUGCUUAACGAAGAAGAUAAGACUGUAAUGGAGACUAGUCGUUUAGCGAAACGCAAACGUGUUUACAACUAGUUUGCAUCCGGAAUAACUUUCAAUCACAUUAGAGCAAUCGUUUAAGAUCAACAUUUCAGAAAAAAACUUGUGAAAUUGUGUGAUGAACACAUUUAUUGCGUUCAUCAUCCGUCGUCCACAUUGUGUAAAGUCUACUCUUUCUGCCCUUUAUCAAACUUUAUAAAAUGGUAUCCUUGGGUAAUCCGCCUACAUUUUCCCCUCCACUGAAUAUCCAGCUUAAGUUGACAAAUAAGUGGUUUGAACAUGAACAAUUCAAAACGCUUAUAAUCUUAAACAGCAAUCAGUAUAACCUUCAUAUUUCGUAAAUACAUGUAUACCGCAUCGAAUAGUUCUCAACCAGAUUGCUAAAAUCAUGUUGUCACCGUUGACCAAUAUAUCCCCUCCCCCACACUUCAUAGUAUAAGAACUGAAUAAUGACCUCAGGCGAGAGUUUUAUGUCCUUCAUGGCCCUCUUUAUAAUUUAUACGAGUCGCGUUCUGAGAAAACUGGGCAUAAUUCU